Ahaetulla prasina is the source of this 13126-nucleotide messenger RNA. It is a transcript of the gene PRR15L, whose product is annotated as proline rich 15 like. The record is from RefSeq and is a predicted model, not a curated record. NCBI's taxonomy places the organism in Eukaryota, Metazoa, Chordata, Lepidosauria, Squamata, Colubridae. The coding region runs from base 233 to 556 and encodes 107 amino acids. The transcript has 2 exons.
UUGAAGCACAAGUAGGUAUGUGGCACCUCCACACACCUGAGAUGUGAGAAUCACAUUUUUACUGGUUGCCAAAGCCAUCUCUGCCUGUUUUGCACAAAAGUAACUCAACGUCUAGCUCAGUGUCUUGUUCUACCUCACGUCUUCUCCAUAUUGGUCUUUGCCCACAAGAAUUCAGUGACGGACAAAUCAGACAUCAGACAAAGCAGGGCGACUGAUCCUCCCUGUUGGCUCCAUGGCAGAAAAUAAUUAUAGUUGGUGGAAGUUAACCUUCCUCCGAAAGAAAAAAUCAACUCCAAAGGUAUUGUAUGAAAGUCCAGAUAUUUACGGAGUGGCCAAUGAUGAGAGUCUACAAGAGGGCAUGCCAGCAGAUGGGAGCAGUGGAAGCCGCAAUGAGCAGGAAUUCAAUGCUCGGCUAGAGAAAAUUGUGGACAAAAGCACCAAAGGGAAACAUGUCAAAGUUUCCAAUUCUGGACGCUUCAAAGAAAAGAAGAAAAUCAGGGCUACUUUGCCCGAAAACCCCAAUUUCUUUUCUGAUGGAGAACGGGAUGAUAAAUAAUGGCCAAGUGAAGGAGAUACUUUUCAUAAGCCCUUUUUUGAGGACAUUUCUCAGAUGAAGAGAAACUGGUAUUGACAGAUCAGGUUCAUUACAUUUGCUAAUGAAGUUAACGAGGGAGCCAUCUGAAACUCUAGGAUCGGUCCCUGAUUUUCAUGUGAAGUUUCCCCAAUGGAUGAACAUUAUGUUUAUUUUGUUUUCCUCUUUUUUUAAUUUAAGAAAUAAACAAUGCAAGAUUUGCAUUAAACAAAAGCUUAUGAAGGACUUAUAAAUGAGAAAGGAAAAUUGAGAGAUAGAGCACAGUACAGGGAACAUACACAGUACUGCUGAAUUCAGAUCAAUUACCCCUCCUUAGCUACUUUGUUAACCUUCUAAUCGGAGUAAAUAGAAAAUGUUUGUUUUACCACUCAGGCCUACCCAGCUCUUGACACACUUGAGGCAGCUGCUGGGAUAGGCCUCAUUGGUACUGGCGCCUGCUUUCGACUUCCUACCCUCCUCCCUGCUGUAAGCUUUCUCACAACAGCAGUUGAAUCUGACCAUCACUGAAAAUUAUCCGAACAUUCACCUUUUUAUUCUACAUCACGAUAGAAAAUUUAGAUGGGAAAUGUUUUUUAUCGAUUAAGUUGCUUCUUAUGGGUAAGCUUUGGUGGUCUUUUAAAUAUCAAUAACUAAGGCCAAUCAAUCCGAUGUCUGUACAUGCAAAAAUUCUACAGCAGUUCAUACACAUCUUCAUUUUUAAGAAACUUGAAAACAAUCUGAUAAUUACCAGAAAUCAGCAUGACCUGUCAAAAACAGAUCUUGCCAAAUGAACUUAAACAACAUUUUUGUUUGGAUAGAAUCCUUAGAUUGAGGGAAUGCUGGAGAUGUAAUUUAGCUUAAUUUCAGAAAAGCACUUUACAAAACAGCCCAUAUUCUGCUUAGCAUGCUACUUGAGUGUGAGUAGGAUGGGUGGCUGCAUACCUGACUCAAAAAUUGAGCUCAGAGUACUAAUAGGUGGUUCCUUAUAAAAUUGGAAUAAGGUAUUGUAGGAAGAAAAAUCCAAUCUGGUUCUAAGCCAGGAGAAUGGCGCUGGAAAUAAAAUGGAGGCUAAUUGGCUGCAAGGAAGGAAGGUUUAUUUGGUUUCCAGAAACUUCAGUGAAAAAGCAAUGUUUCUGGGUUGGCCAACCCCUUGGCUGGGUGAAUGGAUGGAUCUUUAUAGGGUUCUGGGAUUUUGUGAUUAAGAUGCUCUAGGCUAGGGGGUUUGUGCAAACCCCCUAGCCUAGGGGGUUUGAUAUUCUAAUGGUGGAGGGUUAAUAUAAAGGUCAUCUUCUGUCUUUAGAAUUUGGAUGGGGGAUGUAAAUUCUUAAUCCCAUCAGCUGUAAGGGCAGAAGGUGUUUUGUUUAUGACUAGAUCGGCUCAGUCUUUCUUAAUAGGUACAAAAUAUCCAUCUCUAAAGACUUAAGGCUUCUGCUUGAGACUAUUAAGAAAAACUGAAGCUAUUUUCUGCCUUGGUCAAUAUUUUUUUUCUGAAUUUCUUCAUUUAGGAAAUAUAAUAUUCUGCCUCUUUUUAAUAUUAAGAAUAAAGAAUAUUUUAAUUUGGGGAGGGAGGGCUUCCUAUAGUACCAUGUGGGUAGGGGGAAUAUCCUAGGUCCUAAAUUCUGAAACAUCAUUUAUUACUUGGAUAAAGAGACGAAGGGAAUGUUUUCCUGGAUUUGCUAAUGAUAUAAAACUGGAUAGAAUAUCUUUCAGAACAGAAAUAAAAUUUAGUAGUUUUUAUAAAAGAAAUGGGAUAAAAAUAUCAAUAUUAUUUAAUAGAGAUGAUUGCAAAAUUAUUUUCUAAGGAAGCAAAAAUUCUAUGGACAAAUUACAGUACCAAUAAAUUGUAAACUGAAUAAUGUGAUAUGCUUGAGGGGGGAAAAAGCAAAAGGCAAAUAUAAUUUUAGGUAGCAUAUAAAGAAAUACAGCUUUUAAAUAAAAAUUCUACUUGCACUUUGUUCUGCAUUUGAUAUGCCAAUUCUAUAUAGAAUAGAAUAGAAUAGAAUAGAAUUUUUUAUUGGCCAAGUGUGGUUGGACACAUAAGGAAUUUGUCUUGGUGCAUAGGCUCUCAGUGUACAUAAAAGAAAAGAUACCUUCAUCAAGGUACAACAUUUACAACACAAAUGAUGGUCAUAGGGUACAAUUUAACACUUAAUGAUACAACACUUAAUGAUAAGCAUAGGGUACAAAUAAGCAAUCAGGAACAAUCAAUAUCAAUAUAAAUCAUAAGGAUUACCAGCAACAAAGUUACAGUCAUACAGUCAUAAGUGGAAAGAGAUUGGUGAUGGGAACGAUGAGAAGAUUAAUAGUAGUGCAGAUUUAGUAAAUAGUUUGACAGUGUUGAGGGAAUUAUUUGUUUAGCAGAGUGAUGGCCUUCGGGGAAAAACUGUUCUUGUGUCUAGUUGUUCUGUUGUGCAGUGCUCUAUAGCGUCGUUUUGAGGGUAGGAGUUGAAACAGUUUAUGUCCUAGAUGUGAGGGAUCUGUAAAUAUUUUCAAGGCUUACUUGAAAAUAUAUAAAAUCUAACAUUUUAAAGUAUAGCAAUGAGGGUAACAGGUGUCUGGGAAGAGAGAUAUAAUCAGUGAUUUUCAAACUAUUAGAUAUGUAGACUUCAGCUCUCAGAAUGGACUUGGCAUAUUUGCGAAUUCUGGGAGUUGAAGUCCAUACAUCACGAAGUUGCCAAAUUUGAAAAACACUGGAUUAAAGAGACCAACAAGAGCUAUGGGCAUGUUUUUCAAAUACUUGACAGGAUAUAACAUUAAAUAGGGCACUGAAUAAUGGAUUUAAAUUACAGGAACAGAGAUUCUGAUUGAAUAUGUAUGAGAGGAAAAAUUACUUCUGAAUUAUAAGUGCUGUUUGACAGAGCAACCAUUACUCAGAGAAGUAGUGCUUCCCCUUUGUUGGAUGCGUUCAGGUGAAGAUUAGAUAAAUGAUCUAUCAGAUGAAGAUUAAAGAAAAUCAUCUAUAAUUGGAACAAUGGACUGGAACCUGUUGGCUUAAUAGCACCUACCAUAGUAUGACUCUUGAACGUUACGUUGACAGCAUCACUUUACCAAUUUACCAAAAAGCAAAGGAGAUUCUUCUAGUGAUUUUGAGUAUCGUCUUCGACUUAUGACAUACUAUAUAAUGAAGCCUGUUCAUAAUGGUCGUAAGUUAUGACAGUCAUUUAGCGGGUUGAUCAUAUAACCAAUACAAAUUUACAAUUUUUUUUUGUGGCAAUCAUUAAACAAGCAUCAUGGUCAUUAAAUAAAUCAAUAGGUCCAGUUUUACAAAAAUCCAGAAGUAAACGAGAAACAAAGGAAUAAGCUAUUUUUGUUUCCUUAUAUUUAACAACACCCUUUCUGGAAUAUAGCAAAUGAAUUACAAUAUAAAGUUCCUAUUAACUUUCUGUAUAAUUCUUCUGAGAAGAACAGCCAGUCCAACACCAACCUCCUCAUCUCAGAAUUUUCACUGCCACAUCAGGAAAAAAAAAACCCACAAGCUAUUCAACCUUGGACAUACUGUGGUAAAAAAUGAGGAAAGAUUUCCAAAAGUAGUCUUUGAUGAAGCUAAUAAAAUACAUUAUACUUUAGAGGAGGAGGAAAUCUUUUUACAUAGAGAUUACUGUUCAGUUUGAGCUGGAGGGGAACUGUUUCAAGAAACCUUGCUAUAUACCAGUGUUUAGUGGACUUCAACUCCAAGAAUUCCCCAGCCAGCAAAUCAGAGAUGUUAAAACAAUGGAAUAUUUUAACAGCUGAAAAUAAUGUAGUGCUGCACUAGAAGAAAACUGAAGAUCAUAAAAGGUGACUUUGUAAUCAAAGUUAGGGGAAUUUGAAUAGGGCACCAAUUCACCUAUUACAGUUCCCUCUUUAGUUGGCUUUUUUUCAUGUGUUGAUACAAAUCCCUGAUAAUCUGUUAAAUCACAUUUGGAUCUGUUCCAAUAUAAAGUAUUGUCUGAAUAAAAAAAUAAUAUAAGAAGCUAAUACAGCUUGAAGAUGAAUUUUAUUUGUCCAUUGAUAUCAAGAUGGUAUCUGAUCCAUGUAAUUCUGGAGGACAAAUCCAGCAUUUUUGCCAUCUGAUGCAGAGCACAAGAGCCUUCUCUUCCCAGUUUAUAGACUAGAUCCAACAGGUUUUACAAUUAAAUUUUUUACUUCAAAGUUGGAGGAAGAAUAGCAAAUUUCAUCCUAAUAUAGGACAGCAGAUAAGUUUAGUGGAAUCCCAAAGCGGUAUCUCAUUUCUCUGUAAAUGUGAUUAAUAAAUAAAAUGAAACCAUAUAUCUGCCCUCUUAAGAGAUACUACUACUAAUCUCAAUUUCAUAGUGAUUGGGUUCAUAAAUUACAUUAAGCCAUAGUUAUUGAAUAAACCCCUAUUGGUUGAUUUGGUACUAUAAACAUGAUUUAUAAGUUACUGUGUCUCAGUUCAGACAUUGUGUUAAAACACCAUCAAACAAUCACAUCACUUAGUGCAUUAUACGAAACCUGGCUAUUGUCUGAGGCAAGCUGUCAUUUUAUCCUACAAAAGUACUGGCCUUAGGGUACAUAAAAAUGUGGCCACAGUUUCACCCCAUUUUAUUUGAGUGCAAGUUUAUGUAUUUUGGGAACCAGUAUCCCCAUGACAUUAUUUAUUUGUCGGCCUGCAUUAAAAUCAGUAUCCCUCUUUUUUGCUAGGGAUACAAAACAUAAAUAGCAUUGAAUAUACAUUGCAGUGCACAGUAUGGACUGAACAGCUGGGUUUGUGGACUUCACACUUAGGCAGCUCAUGUACCAGAAAACAUAAUAAGGUACAGGUUGCCCUUGACUUAUGAUCAGUUGCUUAGUGAUCAUUCAAAGUUAUAAUGGACUUAUCUCAGGGCUAUGUACGACCUGGAUUCAAAGUUCCAACAAUCAUGUGAUAGAACUUUGGGUGCUCAACAACUUGGCUCCAUUUAUGUUUCCAGAAUCUUAGAGUCAUAUAAUUACAUUUUUUGAUAAUUUUGCUGAAAACCGGCAUUUACUUUUGGUGAUGAAUAUCUGUAACUUGGGUUAGGAUGAAGGUGGAGGUUCUUUCUCUGAGCUUAUGGAUUGGUUUCCAAAUGUUUCGUUACCAGGCUAGGUAACAUUUUUAGUGAAAUUUAGGGAAUCCCAUAAACUCUGCUGAAGAUGUCAUAUAAUCUGGUAAUGAAAUGUUUGGAAACUAACCCCAGGCUCAGAGAAAGAACCUCUAUUUUGUCUCUCUCAAUCUGUAACUCAGAACUCUUUAACACUACUUAGAAUAACUUCUUUAGAAUUUCCCCAAUAUCUCUUGUUAGGUAUCAGCAAGAAUAAUAUUUGAAAAGAAGAUUUAGACAUUUUCCCAUGCAUUUAUAAAUUCAGCCUCAAGCUUUAUUUUUAUUCCAUAUUCACAUCUGAAAUUCCAUUCCCUACGAGUCCUUUCAAUAAUGGCAAACAUUAAUUUACCUCUGAUUUUGUAAUUCUGAUCUACUAAAUCAGCAGAAAUGCCUUUAAAAUAUUUGCUUGCUACAUAUGUUCAGUUCAAGGUUGUUCUUUUCCCACAUUUACUGCAAUAACCUUCAGGCUAUUUCCUUUCAAAUUUGUCUAGCAAGCCACAUGAACUUUAGCUGCCAAGAACUACUGGUACAUUAAUAACUCAUCCAUCAACCUCAUUUUGCACUUGUAAAAAUUACAAUUUUGAUAAACUUUGAACAGCAGUUUUGUUGAACUCUGUAACAGUUUCUCUUGUGAUCUGGCAAAAAUCACCUGCUAUGUAACUUAUUCCAAUUGUCCUAAAUGGAUUUAUUAAGCAAACAAUUAAAAAGUGACCUAUUUCAGCUGUUUUUCCAAUAAAAGGGAAUGUUUGUACCUCAGGGUUGAAAUGAGAGGUCCUUGGUGCUCUCUGAGCUUGGUUGUUUUCUUGCAGAUAUUUCAUUACCAAACCAUAACAUUAUCAGUGCUAGUAAGGAGUGGGGUGUGCUCUCAGUUUAUAUUCUACUGACUUGCCCUGCCAACCAUUGGUGGGUUUGUGGUGGUGGGUUGUUUGCUGUUGGCUUGUUUGGUAAUUCUUUGAGUGGGAUAUUGUUCACUUCUUGACUGUUGAUCUGAUGCUAAUCUUAGUGUUAAUCUAUUGCCAUCUAGCUCUCAAUUGCUUUGGGGAUGUAUUUUGGUCUUUUUGCUCCUUUUUUUGGCCUGUUGAUUAUGCCUUUCGCACAGCACAUAGAUGUUAUGGAAGUCUGUUGAUGAUUCAAUUUCCAGAAUGCCAGGCUUCCAGGAAUUCUCUAAUGUUUUUGGACUUGGCUUGGUCUAGAAUGAUCAUGAUUUCCCUGAGGAACUACUUUAAAUUUUUAAAAAAUUAUAUGAAGAGACUCAGUACGAAAGGCCUUUGAUGUGGUUGUUAAGGUGCUGGAUUAGAACUGGAGAAACCCAAUUUUAAUCCUCUCAAAAAGCCAGGGUGGUGACCUUGGCCAGUCACUUCUCUCAGCCCUAAACAGGGGCUGGCUAUGACAAACUGGCUGAAAAACGAAACACCUACAAUGUUCAUCAGGUAUUGAUGACCUUGUACAAACUGAGCAACUGUGGUACAAACAAAUAGACUCUGCAUUGAGUGGGACAACCAUAAGAGGAGAAGGAAGGGAAACAUAGUCAAAGAUGUCUGCACUUAAUAUCAAGUCCUGCUUUAAAUUAUACCCCACAUAUCAAUAUUGCAUUUAUCUACAGGUGGCAAUACUUACGCAAACUUACCUGAUGUCAAAAAAUUAAGCCAGGUUUUGCAUGGUUGUGAUUUCAACAGGAUAUUGCCAGGAAAUCCUAAUCCUAGGCUGUAGGGAAAUUGAAGUGUGAAAUAAUUCCUGGAAGAGGGCAAGGGAAUCAUAUCCUGUGAUAGCAAUACAACUGGUUUGAUUCUUAUAACAAUGAAAGGGAAGAAAAUGUCAGUCUAAUUCAGAAUGUAUAGUGUUUUUCUGUGAACACAGGUCUCACAUUUCUGUCUGAAUUUUUCAGAAUUUUUCCAAUGAGAAAUAGCGAGGACUGUUUUUUACAGGAGUUGGCAGGGUGUGGUAUGGCAUGGAGGGAUAGUGCCGAUGCUGAAAAAAUGCUCAGUGGCUAAGACACUGAGCUUGUUGAUCAGAAAGGCCAGCAGUUCAGCAAUCCCUGGUCCAGGUUUCCUGUGUGAGCAGGGGGUUGGACCAGAUGACCUCCAUGGUCCCUUCCAACUCUGUUACUCUUAAAUGGAUUGUAUGACAAACAGAUGGCAGCAAAGAUAUUCUGUAGACUUUACUACAUUCUGGUGAUUGUCUAGAUUUUGACAGCCCAGUUAUGGUCACCCUAAGCAUAAUUAUAAUCUAACUUUCACAAAUCUGCCAAAAUUUGAUGCAACAGAUUAAGCCAACUGUUUUUAGGAGCAUGGUUUAUAGUUUAGCACAAUCUAGGAACCUUCCCUUUUAAGCAAUGACCUGCUGGCACUAAUUCUGUGUCACUAGAAUACAGGAGGCACUGGGUACCCAAGCUCCAGUCCUUUCUUAUUCUUUGUAAAAUAUGUUUUAAUUUGUUCACUCACUCUACUCUAACCAAAAGAAGCUACAUUUCCAGGCAGUAAAGAAUGAGGAUGGGCUCAUUCUAGGACAAAGAAUCUCUUAUUUUGGUAAAAGAUAAGAAGGAGAAUGGGAAAUAAAGGAAAUACAUUUCCCUUGGGGCAAACCUGGAUCCAGUAAAAAACAAAAGUUCAUACAAUGUAGUCUUUCUUCAUACUGAAAUAUCCCUGCUUUAUUGCUCGUUCAUUUCAGAAAUUGAUGCACUGAGGUGUUUAAAAAUAGAUUCUUUAUGUAACUAUUCUGUUUUGGAUCAGCGCUUAUAAAGAAACCUGUUCACUUGCAUAUGAAAUUAUCUUCCUACUUAUUUCCCUUCUCUAUUUUGAUCAAAAAGCAUCUAGGCUAUCAGCAAUAUGAUGCUUUUCAAUGGUCACGUUGGAUAAGGAUUAUGACAUUUUUUCUUGUUCAUUUACCGAAGACAAUGGUUUAGGCAAACUUAUUUCACAUCCAUUUCUUAUCCUAAGGGAAGACAGCUAUUAAGCUUCUGGAAGGUUUUCUUAGAAAGAAAAACAAAAGCCACCAAUCCCUCAGUUAGAAUCAAGCCACUACCCCAAGGUCUGACAACUAUGUUCAACCAUGUAUUUACUUGAAAGGAAAUGCAUAGAGUCCCCAAUCUACCCACUACUGCCUGGCCAUUUACUCCUAAAAUUCUUGUAUUGUCUGAUACAUUACACACAGAUUUGCCCAAUAGAUUAGCUUUUUUGCUUUUCUUUUUCAAGGAGUGGGAAGAACUGUCUUCAAUUAAAUUUAGAGUAAUCUUUCUUUCUAUUCAUAACAAGACAUAGUUAUGAAUCCUUUACGAAUCUAAAGUGUAUUAUUGUCCUUUGCAAUUGAUUCAGUCGCUUAUAUUCAAGACACCUGACCUGAUUAAAAAUCUCCCACUCAGAUGUAAAAUGCCACCUGUGUUUCUGCUUCAUAGAUCCAGUUACACAGGGAUACAAUAACUCAAGGGCAAAUGUGAUCUUUAUAGCACAUGUCAUUGUUUUUUAACUGUGAUUUUACAGUUUAAACCUAAUCUUGUAAAGGUUAGUUUCACUCCAAAGUUGUCUUGUUAAGCAAACAUUUGUGAUGAAGAAUCCUACAGUCAAGAUCUGAAACAGAUUGAAUUUCCAAGUGGCAUAAAUUAGAACAAGAUUCCUCCUCCCCAUCAAAAUAUUUUUUUAAAAAAAUCUUGUCAAAUUUCAUGACAGUAGGGCUGAAGGUCAUUCGUUGGGCUUUUAAAGAUUGCUUUUUCUUUUGAAUUGCAUUUAAUCCCAUCAACUAUCAAGAACAUGGGGGGGCAUUAAAUACCCCAAGUUAUAGAAUCCAGUUUGAAGAGCCCAUUCAUUCCAUUCAAUUAUUCUACAUCCUUGCUCAAAAUGUAAUACCAUCUCCCAACCCAUAACUGAAAUCUUUCUUUCCAAAAUAGGACUCACUUGGUAUAGAGCUGAGGUAUGGACUUCAUCUCCCAGGAUUCCACAGCUAACCAUUCUGGGAGUUGAAGUCCACACAACCAGAGGCUCUGGGAUUUGGGUGGAUAAGUGAUAAAAUUGUUUUUUUAAAGGGAUUCAAAAGAGAGUGGGGAAACCUAUUACAUUUAAUUGGGGGGAAAUCUUAUCUGGGUUUUUUUGAGGGGGGGCAGAUAGAUUGGCUUUGGAAAUUGGAUUUAUUGCAUUUAAUCAAUCAGCAAUUGAAAAGAAAUAGCAUGAAGAAAUGCGGGUAUUUGAUCCAGGACCAAUUAGGUUUAAUUUUUUUGGGAUGAUUUUAGAUUGAAGAACAUGGUAAAUUUUCUACAAGUUGAUUAUAUUGACAGUUUGUUAACAGAGUUUUGGAAUUUUAAAUUGUCUUUUUUCAUUAUUAUUAAUAAUGUUUAUUAUUUUUAUAUAUCAUUACUAUUGCUUUUCCUUUUAAUUACUUUGUUAUUGAUAUAGGCUAACAAUUUGUAAACAGAUUUAAUAGUUGGGUAGUUUUAAAUUUUUUUGGUCUGUUUUGUAAGUGGUGGGAGAUUAAUAUUGUAUUAUAUUAAUCGGCAUUCAGUUAGGGAGGAUAUUAUGUGUAUAUAUGUUAAUCUUUUUUUUUCAAGACUCUUUAAAUGUUUAUUGUGUUUUUUUCUUUUUUCUUUUGGUGUUUUGUAUUUUAACUUUUCUUGAAUAAACUAAAUGUUAUUCUAUUCUUAAAGUCUCUGAGAUUGAGAAUCAUGAUAUCACCCACAACAGGGGUGUCAAACUCAUGGCCCGCGGCCUAGAUGCAUCAUGCGCUGGCUAUGCCCACGCCCGUUUAGCGAAGGGGGGGGAAAAUCAUGAUAUGUGAUGACACCAUGAUGAUGCGAGUUUGUCACCCCUGGUAUAGAGGAACCACAGUUCUCAAAAUUCCAAGAGGAAGAUCACCAUAUUGGGGAAGCAGAUUAGUUGGGGAAUUCUGGGAGUUGAAGUCCACACCUCUUAAAGACUCUGAGAUGGAAAAUGCUGAACUACAACUCUCAAGAUGUGGAGAUGAAGAUUAUCAGAUUAGGGAAGUCAAUAUCUCUUUAUCACUAUGAUAAUCCCUUAAUUUGACAGUGCUGGAAAAGACAAAAAAAAUUGUUGUAGCCCAAUUUUUGGGGUCUCAAACUUGAAAAAGGUUCCCUGCUAAGCUUCUGAUAUACUUAGUGCAAGAAAAAAGGUUGAUCAGUGGAAAAGCUAGCAUCACAGCAAAUGACUCAAGGUUCGCACCCCUCUGUAAACCACAAACCAACCCACAGGCGUUUGCACAACUAGACUAACAAGUGAUUGGUUUGUUUGUGUUCCUACCUGUAGGAGUACAGCCAAUAUGUUCCUUUCUAAAAUCAAUAGCACUAACUCAAGUUGGAAGCCAGACAGGGGCCUCUUUUGCAAUCCACAGUAUAUAAUGAAGGAGGUGAGAACUGCUUCCAAUUGCUCAGCUGCUUAAUUGUUCUGCACAUGGGCAGAGGCAGAGUUUCCUUCAUUACUCUGAAUACAAGCCAAGAAGCCACAGGCUUAAAAAGGAAAGUAGGUAUCCAGGGAACAUUCCACAAAGCAGGGGACUCACCUGGCCUUUAGGGAAUCCCAUCAUUCAAAUAACUUACUGCAAGAGAUCCUCACUUGUGAUUAGAAAACAAAAGAGCAGUGACUCAGAAGGCAAAUACAUUCCGGAAGCUCAGCAAGGGCAAAAGGUUAUCACAGCUGCAGUUUCACUGGGAUGCAACCCAAGAGAACCGAUACUUGAACAGUCCCUAGAAAUCUCCUUCUAGCGCCUCCUGGUGGAAAGCAAAUUAAAAGCAUUCUUUUACCCUUUUCUCUAAGGAAGAUGUUACAGAUAGUCGUCGACUUACGACCACAACUGAGCCCAAAAUUUCUGUUGCUAAAUGAGAUAUUUGUUAAGUGAAUUUUGCCCCAUUUUACGACCUUUCUUGUCACCAAUGUUAAAUAAAUCACUGCAAUUGAUAAGUUAAUAAUCUGGUUGUUAAUUCUGGCUUCCCCAUUGACUUUGUCAGGUUGCAAAAGAUGAUCACAUAACCUUGGGAUACAGCAAUGGUCAUAAGUAUGAACCAGUUGUCAACAUCUGAAUUUUGAUUACAUGAUCAUGGGAAUGCUGCAAAGGGCGUAACUUUGAAAAAUGGUCAUGUCACUUUUUUUCAGUGUGCUGUAACUUUGAGCAGUCAUUAAAUGAACUGUUGUAAGUCAAGGACUAUCUGUCUUAAAAUAACCAUUUUCUAUAUUUUUCUUUUUGGAUCUCGAUUUCAGAACAUUCUGCAAAAACACGAAAGCAUUGUAGUUGUUCCAUUCUUUUGCCCUUCUCAAGUUCCAAAUCCCAAAUUCUAGACAUCUGUGUAUCUUAGAAGACAAUUUAAAGAGCUAGAAAUAACAACUUGAUUUUUGCCCUUCAUGCUGUACUUUGCCAAAUAGGUUUCCAUAACUGUGGGAGAGGUGGCUCCAUCCUCCAGAAGUUAAAACUGCUAAUUUCUAUCAGCUGCCUGACAUUUUAGAACUAUUGUGUUGCCAAGAUUCUGAGACUACUCCUUAGUAGAUAGAUCAAUGGAUAGAUCGGUCUCUUUAGAACAGGGCUAUUAAACUCCCAGCUUACCGGCUGGAUGCAUCACAUGCUGGCCAUGCCCACGCCCAGUUUAGCAAAGGGGGAAAAAGUCACAAUAUAUCACGUGAUGCUGCUGUGAGGACAUGAGUUUGAUACCCCUGCUUUAGAAUAUAAAUAGCUUACUUAUAUUAGGUAAAAACAUUUAUCCUUCUGCUCUAAUGUUGUCUUAUUCUUACUAGCAGCAUUUUUCCAGAACUCUGUAAUAGGAGUAUUAGUUUCACUAGCUUCUAUGUCAUCUUUUCUUGAAGGAAAUCUGGGAUUGGAUUUCACCCAAAAUUUGGGGCAUUCUAUGGACAAGACACCUUACCUUUGAGCCUUUCUCUGGAGAAAGUUGUAUAAAAAUGAUACUAGUUAAAAAUGUAAGAAAGGCAAAUGUUUUUAGAAUAUGGAUAUCUAAAAGUAUGAAUCUGAUACUCUAGUUUGUCGGCUGGGAAAUUCUGGAAGUUGAAGUCCACACAUCUUAAAGAUUCCAAGGUUUAGAAAUAUUGAUCUAUUAUAAGAAGGGAAACAAAAAAAAUAUUGUUAAUAGUAACUGAUCCAGCUGAGUUUAGUUGGGAGUAUGGCUGAUGUAAAGUCUUAGAGCAGAGGUAGGCAAUUAAUUUUCCCAAGAGGCCACAUGAGAAACAGGUUGUGAAGGGCUGCUUCUGCCUCCCCUCCUUCAGUGAAAGGGAAGGAUGUGAUCUAUGGACCAUAAAAUGUCCAAAUCCAUCUUAGAGCAUAUGAAAUAUAGAAGAGACAUCCUACUGUACUGAGAAAAUUCAGAAAGCAAUAAAACAGGACAAAGUUAAUAUUAAACUAUGCUCACCUUCAACUAUCAUUCGCUAACUUUUAUUGUCCAAAUGUACAUAGUCACAGAAUCAAUUAAGUACACAACAGCACAAAGAUAGGUCAGUCAGACAGAACAACAAUUAUUAAGGUAAUGACACCACUUAAAUAUUUUUUUACAAAUAAC